CCUGAUGUCAGUUCAAUAGGUGGAGACAGUUCCUAUCUCUGCUGAUAGUCUGUGCAGUUAUUCUGUUCCUCUGUUCAAAAGACCUUGUCUGACGUGUUGUUUUGGGUAGCUGUUAACGGCCUUGGACCAAAGAUGGAAAAAAGCAAGAGGUGGGGUUCUGUGAGCGGUAUCAGUCCAUACAUAAAGCAUUAUGAGGGACUGUCAUAUGACAGGGAAGAUCUCCACAGAAAGCACCUACGGUCCAGGAGAGCCACACACCCUCAGGAAUACACACUGCAUCUUGACUUUAAUGCUUUUCACAGAUCUUUCCGCCUGCGUUUGAGACGAAAUGUGGAGGCUUUUUCCAGAAAUUUUAAGGUGAUCAGUGAAAACGGUUCCACAUCAGCUGAUCUCUCUCACAUAUAUUCAGGAACAUUAGAUGGUGAACAUGGUUCAUCGUGCCAUGGCUCUAUAUUACAGGGUCAGUUUGAGGGAACCAUCCAUAUAGAAAAUGGGGCUUAUCACAUAGAGCCGGUUCAUCGAUACAACAGCACCUCAACAGAUCAUCAUUCAAUAAUCUACCAUGAGGAUGACAUGGUCCUGCCAUCCAGAGCUGGCCCUGAUGGAUUCUGUGGUGCAGAACAUCUAAACCUCCUCGCCCAAAACCUCAGACCCAAUGAGGAGGCAGCGACGAGCCGCUCAAGGAGGACAGUUGAUGAGUCAAAGACCAGCUGCCUGCUCCACCUCCACGCUGACCACCUCUACUACAAGAGGUUCAAGUCCGUGGAAGCUGUUGUGGCUCAGGUUGCUUCCUACAUUCAAGCUGUGAAUGACAUCUAUGACAAGGUAGACUUUGAAGGAGUCAAGCUGAUCAACUUCAGAGUCAAAUCCCUCCACGUGAAAACUGAGGAGGAUAAAAAAGAUCCUUUACGCCCUUUGUACAUCGGGCCUGAGAAGCUGCUGAGUCUUUACUCUGAGAACAACUGGGGCAACUACUGCCUGUCCUACCUGCUCACCAACAGAGACUACAGUGGAGUGCUGGGGCUCGCCUGGGAGGGCAAGACUGGUGACUGGGGAGGAAUAUGUUCACGGCAAACCACCCUGCGUGAUGGCCGAACCUCCACCCUAAACACGGGCCUGGUCACCAUUCAAAACUACGGACAGUUCCUGCCUUCUCGACACGUCCAGCUGACCUUUGCUCAUGAACUCGGCCACAGCCUGGGCUCUCCGCAUGAUGAAGGCUCCAACUGUGGGAACCUUGGUUCCAACAGCGGUAAAGGCAGGUACCUGAUGUUUCCUCACGCCACCGACGAGGUGCGUGAAAACAAUGAUAAAUUCUCCCCCUGUAGCAUCAAACACAUCAGCGAGAUCCUCAGGCUGAAGAAGGACGACUGCUUUAUUGUCAGUGAUCAGCCCAUCUGUGGGAACCAGAUUGUAGAAGAAGGUGAGGAGUGUGAUGUUGGUCACAACGACACAGACCCCUGCUGCUACAGCGCUAAAGAGCCCAUAGAAGUUCAGUGUCGCCUCAAGCCUGGAAAAGUCUGCAGUCCGAGUCAGGGCCUGUGCUGUGGUCAGGAUUGUGGGUUUAAGUCGGCGGGUCAGAUCUGUGAUGAGGAGACAGACUGCCAGAGGGAGAGUGUGUGUUCAGGCCUCUCCCCGCUCUGCCCUGAGCCAAGUGCCAAAGAAAACCUCACCGUCUGCAGUCAGGGCACUCGAGUGUGCCUCAAUGGGGUUUGUGCCGAGUCUGUGUGUGUGAAGCAUAGUCUGCAGCAGUGUGACUGUCCAGGAGACUCAAUGAGGGAGAAAUGCCACAUGUGCUGCCAGCAGCCUGAUAAGCCUGACACAUGUGCCAGCACCACCUCCUCCGUGUUGUCACGUCACUUCCAGAGAAAGGCGUUGGCCCUGGUGGGCGGUGCUCCGUGCUCAGGGAACCGAGGCUACUGUGACAAAUUCCACAUGUGUCGCCUGCUGGAUGCAGACGGCCCCAUCGCCAGACUGAAGAACUCCUUCCUUAAAUUGGAUGACUUUGAUGACCUGGCUGAGUGGAUGAAGGCUCACUGGUGGGCCAUUCUGCUGGUCAUCCUCACACUGUCUGGAGUGAUGGGCUGCACCGUCUGCCUCUGCGGCCGCAAACUGGACACCAGAAACUUGGAGUAAUGUCUCUGACCUUUCAUCCUCAUCACUUCUGGGAAAACAAGCACCAUCACAAUGACGCACCAAUUCAUUUCUGUUAAUUUAUCAAGGCCACAUUGAAGAGAUUACUUUUUUAUCAAUUUUAGCCCACCUCCAGAGGGUUUAUUAUUUGCAGGUGCUCAUUGCCUCGCAUGCUUAUUCGUUAACUGAUAUGCAUCUGUCAUUUCUUGUCUGCCAUAUCUUGUCUGUUGUAAUGCAUGUGUUGUGGAAAAAUCUGCUGUUGUUGUCAACUGUCUGUCAGCCCCUCAGAGGGGCCACAUACUGAAGCACUACAUCUACAUCUACGCUGUUUGUUGUUUCUGGCUGCAACAUCCUCGUUGUUGUAUUUGAACUUGAGUGCUAAGUUCAGCUGUGAUGAACAUCCAGGUUUCCAUCACACUGAGACUGUAGUGACUUUUAAAUAGUCACAGGUUGAGAAGGAGUUGACAAAUGGAAAUUAAUAGCCCCCGCCACAGGACCUUUCACCCAAAUGUUUGCCAUCACUUGAAUGUUUGCAAUGGGGAAAAAAUGCUCAUGAUUAAGUUUAUAAAGUGAUAAUAAACAUGUUUGUCACCUCAAUAAGUAGUCGUUGACCAUUUGUGAUUUAUGUCAGAGCUAAAAGUCAUAUUUUAUGAUGAAUAUAAAGCUGGUUGUGCAUUUUAAAGAAGUAUACUGAUUCAGUUUAUCGCUUAGGUCACUUUGACAGCUAAUCAGCUAAUGGUGUCACAACUGCAAGGACAUAAAGAAAUCACAUAGAUUAUUUGGGGUAAUUUAAACACUUAUAUAUCAAAAACAGACAAGGGAGAGUUAAAAUUGUUAAAAUUGUUGUUUGGAUCAAACACACCUUUUGCUUAGAUAAUAUAUUUAAAAAACAGGGUUAAACAGCCUUGAACUGAUAAUGAUUGAAUGUUUUAUGAUAACAAAAAACAAAUGUAAUCAUUCUUUUUCAUGGACACAGCAAUAAAACAAA
This is a messenger RNA of Scomber japonicus (chub mackerel), 3121 nucleotides long. Its product is annotated as disintegrin and metalloproteinase domain-containing protein 10. NCBI's taxonomy places the organism in Eukaryota, Metazoa, Chordata, Actinopteri, Scombriformes, Scombridae. Gene Ontology annotation, molecular function: metalloendopeptidase activity. The coding region runs from base 133 to 2136 and encodes 667 amino acids. The record is from RefSeq and is a predicted model, not a curated record. The transcript has 15 exons. Gene Ontology annotation, biological process: membrane protein ectodomain proteolysis; Notch signaling pathway. Gene Ontology annotation, cellular component: plasma membrane.